AUCGCGCCUGCGCGCUACGUACUUCCUCUUUGGAUCUACGUCUCAACCGAAACGAUGGCCAAACGCACCAAGAAGGUUGGCAUUGUUGGUAAAUAUGGCACACGUUAUGGCGCUUCAUUGCGAAAAAUGGUGAAGAAGAUUGAGAUCUCCCAGCACGCCAAAUACACCUGCUCAUUCUGUGGCAAGACUAAGAUGAAGAGGAGGGCUGUGGGUAUCUGGCACUGCGGAUCCUGCAUGAAAACAGUGGCUGGAGGAGCCUGGACUUACAACACAACUUCUGCUGUCACAGUCAAGUCAGCAAUCAGGAGGCUGAAGGAGUUGAAGGAACAGUAAACUAGUGAAAUGGUCACUGAAGAAUUUGGGACUAUCUCACAAAAGAACCAACCCGGACUUGGCCUCAUCCAACAAUAAACCUGUCUGGAGUGGAA
Molecule: messenger RNA, 428 nt
Organism: Syngnathus acus (greater pipefish)
Lineage: Eukaryota; Metazoa; Chordata; Actinopteri; Syngnathiformes; Syngnathidae
Gene: rpl37a
Product: ribosomal protein L37a
Exons: 4
Coding region: 55-333 (92 amino acids)
Biological process (GO): translation
Cellular component (GO): ribosome
Molecular function (GO): structural constituent of ribosome
Source: RefSeq, a predicted model, not a curated record